Messenger RNA from Acyrthosiphon pisum (pea aphid), 1866 nucleotides. It is a transcript of the gene Ero1L, whose product is annotated as endoplasmic reticulum oxidoreductin-1-like protein. The record is from RefSeq and is a predicted model, not a curated record. Bases 403 to 1779 code for a protein of 458 amino acids. NCBI's taxonomy places the organism in Eukaryota, Metazoa, Arthropoda, Insecta, Hemiptera, Aphididae. Gene Ontology annotation, cellular component: endoplasmic reticulum membrane; endoplasmic reticulum. Gene Ontology annotation, molecular function: thiol oxidase activity; FAD binding; protein-disulfide reductase activity. The transcript has 10 exons. Gene Ontology annotation, biological process: protein folding in endoplasmic reticulum.
AAUUCACUGACGUGUUUCCGUUGCCCGACAACGACAGUAAAGGUCCGUGUGCCCCAUAGAUUAUAAACAUAAAUGAUAACCGUUCUCAGUCCGCGUUGAUAACGCCGAUCGUGUCUGUUGUUGUUCUGUUUGAGUACGAUCCCGGUGUUCGAAAUUAUCGACGACAAGAAGUAACGACAACACGAUUAUCUGGUGCUGAGAAACUGAGAAUAACAAACGAUCGCUCAAAACAAAGACAAGACGCUCCGGACAAUGAUCGACGACGGACGUGCUACGACGUCUCGCCGGUUGCCGAACAAUAAAAGUUCAUCAAUCACCGAAAGUUCGCUGGCGCACCAGUGAGCAGUAGAGGUCAGCGGUAGUGUGUCUUUCUGACCAAUAACCAACAGCUCAGAGGAGAAGAUGUCGCUCCGUUGUGUUAACUGUUUGUUUAUGCUGGUGGUCAACGUUUGUCUAUACAUGAGCGUCGUGUGUUUCUUCUCGUCUUCAAGUUCAAUCGUCAAUAGUCACAUUGACAACAGUUGGCUCAACGAGUUAAAAGGAAAUAUCGACGAGACAAACAGCACAGUAGAAAUCGUUGAUAAGUUUAAUAACUAUCAAAUAUACCCUCGUAUUAUCAGUAUUGUUUCAAAAGAUUAUUUUAAAUUUUUUAAGGUAAAUCUACGUAGAACUUGUCCAUUUUGGUCGGACGACAGCAAAUGUGCUAUGAGAUAUUGCCAAGUGGAAUCCUGCCAGUUGGACGAUUUACCCAUAGGUUUGAAAGGGAGUCGUCAUAGUUUAGUAGAUGAAGAUAUGUCGAUUAAGUAUAUGGAAGGACCACAACAACAAGAGUGUGAAGAAGCAAUGCAAGACGAAUUGGGUUACAUUAACACAACUAUAAGUGCUGCAGCUAUGGAGGAUUUUGCUCUCUGGCAGGCCCAUGACGAUAUACAAGACAUGUACUGUACACUACCGGACGAUGAUGGGGAAGCCGAGUAUGUUGACCUAUCUUUAAAUCCUGAACGAUAUACCGGAUACAAAGGACCUUCGGCUAAUCGCGUUUGGAAUACAAUUUACAUGGAAAACUGUUUCAGGCCAAAAAAUUUGUUUGAAGUCUACAUUAUAUCAGCAAAGUUGACUGGAAUGUGUUUGGAGAAACGAGCAUUUUAUCGAGCAAUUUCGGGUCUUCAUACAAGUAUUAAUAUCCAUCUUAGUGCUCAAUAUCUAUUAUCAGAUAAAGGAUCGACAUUUUUGAACCCAUGUGGCACCGGUUUUUGGGGUCCAAAUGCUGAGGAAUUUGAACGUAAGUUUGGUCCUAAGUACACAAGAGGCGAGGGCACACAGUGGCUCAGAAAUUUAUAUUUCUUGUAUCUCGUUGAACUGAGAGCAUUACAAAAAGCUGCACCCUUACUCAAACAAGUAGAGUAUUAUACAGGAAAUGAUAAAGAGGAUGAAGCCACUCGACUGGCUGUCCACAAUUUCUUAGGAAUUAUCAAAAAAUUCCCACAACAAUUUAAUGAGCAUACAAUGUUUUUGGGUGGACAACAGGCACAAAAGUUAAAAGAAGAGUUUCGUCUUCAUUUCCGUAAUGUAUCAACCAUUAUGGAUUGUGUGGGAUGUGAUAAAUGUAGACUGUGGGGAAAACUUCAAGUACAAGGAUUGGGAACAGCUCUGAAAAUAUUAUUUUCAAAUAAAGCGCGAAUGAAUGGAUAUAAUGAAUUGUCUACCACUGUCAACAAGCACACAUUGCAAUUGGAACGUAGUGAAAUUGUUGCUCUCUUUAAUGCGUUUGGAAGGUGAGAAAAAUUGUCUUAAUUAUUUGUAAAUUUGUUAUAAUAUUAUAUAUUUAUUUUAAGAUAUAAUGUUUAUGUCUAAAAGUUAUAACUA